Molecule: messenger RNA, 8833 nt
Organism: Mustela lutreola (European mink)
Lineage: Eukaryota; Metazoa; Chordata; Mammalia; Carnivora; Mustelidae
Product: zinc finger protein 345-like
Exons: 6
Coding region: 3575-6052 (825 amino acids)
Biological process (GO): regulation of transcription by RNA polymerase II
Molecular function (GO): RNA polymerase II cis-regulatory region sequence-specific DNA binding; DNA-binding transcription factor activity
Source: RefSeq, a predicted model, not a curated record
GUAGUGAAUAUAUUAAAUAUUUUAGCUAUAGUUCCACCUUCAAUUAUCAAUGUUAGUUCACACUGGAGAAAGACCUUAGUUGUGGAGGGAACAUGCAAUCUCCUUGUUCAGUGUAACAAAAAUGGAUCAAAGCCUCUCUGAGUAGCCGUCUGUCCUCUUUGAAUCUCAUACAUCUAAACCUCCAUAGUGGGAAGAUUCCCCAUAUAUUUCAUUUAUGCAGGAAGUGUGUGUGGCUAUGUUGCACUUUCUAACUUGCCCAGUGCUCUUUCCAGAUUUAUGUCCCUGCCAGUUUCUGUGGCCAAGGCCCCUCCAUCUCUACCACAUGGCAGGUCCCCACAGUGUGCAUCAGUCACCACCAGAGCCAGCUCCAGGAAGCUGACAUCUAUUCUGGGACGUAUUGCAGCAAAUUAGGAGUAACCUGAGUCUUCGCGAGGUCCACAUUCCCUUCUCUCUGACCAGUUGGCAAAGACCUCACCCAGGUUUGGCCUAGAGGAAACCAAACGAGUUCUACCGGCAACUUGACAAGAACCUUGUCAGGCACGUUUGUCUCACUUGGUGCUUGUGAUACUUUCCUAGCUCCCAGGUCUCCCACCUGAGAACUGUCUACCAUGGGUUGCUUCGGUUUGUAAAAUAAGAAAAACCUUAUAGUUUAAGUUGUCUCUAAAUUUCGGGGUUCUAGUUACUAUGCAGUGGUUUAUAGUAGAUUUGGGCCCUGCACGCAUUACAAUUUUUGUCAGUAUGGCAGAAAAUGGCACCUCAGUUUUGGGCCAAUUCGUAUUGCUGCUCAUGGCCUCUUUAUGAUAGAGUUGUCGUUCUCAUUAAUGGCAUGGAUGCCUGGGUGACUAGCCUCCAGAUACCCGCAUAUGGCCCCUUAAAGAGGGGCAACCGACCCUCUGCCCUUGAGCAGGGGCCUUCCGUUCCCCAGAGGGCCUCGCAGUCAAGGAUGGCCUUCUCUCCCAGGGUCAGAUGGGGAAUCCCCUUACCUAGGCCUUGCGAUCUACAGUUCCCAGAACGCCCUGCGUUGACGACAGAGUCUCUGAGCCAGUGAAGGCUUUGAAAAGAGGCGCCCCGUGAUUGAGCACAAAGGGUCGGGGCGGGACUUCCGGCGUCGGGUCCUUGACCAAUAAUUGGGCGGCUUGCUUGUUUUGUCAGCUUGUGGGAGGUUCCGGAGGGAAGGGCAGGGAAGGGCAGGGUCGGGGAGGGGCGGUGUCUCCGCGAAAGCGGGCUUUAUCCCGGAUAAAGUCUAGGGGUCGGGGACUUCGCCGCCUGCGGGGACCGCCUGGAGACCUCGGUGUCUGCGACUGCCCGGGCCGCUCAGCUGUCAUCACUUCGCUCCGCCGAGAGGCUCCUAUGGCGUCGGCCGCGCCCAGGGACACAGCUGAGCAGGUGAAGCAGAACUGAGAGACCCACAUGUCACCGUCAAGGAGAUGAAGGGAUGAAUGCCAGGGAGCCUGAAUGUCGGGAGCCAGUACAGGAGGCCUACUAUAAGAGCUAGGGCCAGAAGGACCUGUCUCAGCUCAGAUGGCUUCUGGACCAGUAAGCUUUCCCCGGUAUUUUGAGGUAGGUGGAGCUAAGAAUGAUGUCCCCAAAGUGCCUGGAUUUUGCUCUUUCCUCUCCUGGGUCCUGUAACUCCUGCUAAAUUCCUUUAUUGCUACGAAUAGACUGUACCAAUAAAAAGGAAAAACUACUACCAAAAACAAUUCUUGGAUGUUGUUUUUCAGGAUUCUAGAAAGAUGUAUUAUCCCAGUACAUGCAUUCAUGUUGUUCUUCAUUAACACUAUGUAUUCUUAUGUCAUGGUCUACCAAGUGGCUCCAAAGUACUUUUGUCCAGACAUAAGUUGAAAACCCAACACAUGGGCGCCUGGGUGGCUCAGUGGGUUAAGGCUGCUGCCUACGGCUCAGGUCACAAUCUCAGGGUCCUGGGAUUGAGCCCUGCAUCGUGCUCUCUGCUCAGCAGGGAGCCUGCUUCCUCCUCUCUCUCUCUCUCCCCCUGCCUCUCUGCCUACUUGUGAUCUCUCUCUCUCUGUGUCAAAUAAAUAAAUAAAAUGUUUAAAAAAGAAAAAGAAAACUGGGGUUCUGGGGUGGAGCCCCACAUUGGAUUCCCUGCUUAGUGGGGAACUACAGAUACAUAAAGUUUUUUGAAACUUUAUGUCAAAUAAAUAAAUAAAAUCUUUUUUUUUUAUUUUUUUAUUUGUCAGAGAGAGGGAGAGAAACCGAGCACCGGCAGAGAGAAUGGCAGGCAGAGGCAGAGGGAGAAGCAGGCUCCCUGCCGAGCAAGGAGCCCGAUGUGGGACUCGAUCCCAGGACACUGAGAUCAUGACCUGAGCUGAAGGCCGCUGCUUAACCAACUGAGCCACCCAGGCAUCCCAAAAUCUUUUUUAAAAAGAUAAAUUCUAACUAACAAAGCAUAGCUGGAAGGGGGAGGGGAGGUUUCAUUUGGAGAAAAAAAGACCUGGGAAUACUCUUGAGUUGGAAGGGUACAUGUGGAAUUCAGAGAACUGAAGGGAGAUCGAUGCAUUUAUAGUACAAUGUGUGAUGAGGACCUGUGCCACUGAGGCACCCCUAAAAAUAAAAUCUUUUAAAAAGCCACACAGUUAUAAAUUAGCUUUUAAAAAAAUAUUUAAUGUAUUUAUUUGACAGGAUCACAAGUACGCAGAGAGGCAGGCAGAGAGAGAGAGAGAGAGAGAGAGAGAAGCAGGCUUCCUGCUGAGCAGACAACACAAUGCGAUGCGGGGCUUGACCCAGGACCCCGAGAUCAUGACCCCAGCUGAAGGCAGAGGCUUAACCCACUGAGCCACCAGGCGCCCCAUAAAUUAGCUUUUUAUAAAAUUUAGAGGAUUUAGUAUGGAGCUUCCAAUUUUACUUCCACUUCUGUUGAUUUUUGCUUCCAUCUGUCAAAAUCACUGAUGACACAGGUAAUGGAGAAGUUUUCUGCGGGAACCGGAAACGAUACCUGUUGUCCACCGGCAUCCCUUCAGGGCAGCCUAACAUACCUUCUCUUGCUCUUCUGUUCUGGCCCUGUAUGCAGUCUUUUUUCUUCUUCCUGACAAGCACAAUAGUACCAAAGUGAGUAAUGCUUCAGGCCAUGCACAUUUGAAGAACAACAACAUAAUGUUUCCAGCUGUGCGUGAACUCUUUUACGUCUGAACGACCUAUGGAAUGAGAUGUCAUUUGAUAGAGGAUUUCCGGACAUCUCAAAUAUUUUCAUCCCCAUGGCGCAGGCUGGGCUUUUUAGAGAGUUAAAAUAACGUCUGUCCGCCGCGUUUACCCACGAGCAAAGCGCCUCCCGCUCGGACGCUGGAGCACCACUAGCAUCCCGGGGUUGCCACCUGGACCGUCCUCUGGUCGAACGCUGUGAGCGCCCUUUGCGGCUACUACAUUUCCCAGAACGUCCUGCGAUGGGAGGCCGCAGUCAUGAGCCAAUGAGGGACUAAGGUUCGGGAACCUCGGGGCUGGGUCGUGGUGGCGCGACCAGAGGACGGGCGGGAGGAGGCGCUGUCCCGCCGCACAGACUUGGGUCCGCUGCUCAGCGACGCCACAGGGGACAGCUGGUCCCCUCCACCCACUGAGUCCGAUGGCGGCGGCCGCGCCCAGGGACCAGGCGCAGGGUGGCCUGACCUUUGAGGAUGUUGCCGUGUACUUCUCCCAGGAGGAAUGGCGUCUCCUUAAUGAGGCUCAGAGACGGCUGUACCGCGAUGUGAUGCUGGAGAACUUUACACUUCUGUCCUCACUGGGUUGCUCCUGUCGAGCAGAGGCUGCGGAGGCACCCUUUGAACAGAGCAUUUCUGUAGGUGUGUCACAGGCCAGGGCUCCGAAGGAACCUCGGUCUUCCCAGAAGACCCACCCCUGUGAGAUGUGUUCUUCAGUCUUGAGAGAGAUUUUCCACUUGAUUGGGCACCAGGGAAAACAGAACAACCAGAAACUCUUCAAGUAUGGGGCAUGUGUGAAACAAAUUUAUCCUAGUGCAAACCUUCAACAGCAUGAGAAGCAAGCCAUGGGAGAAAAACCCAUCAGAAGCAGUGUGGACAGGGCUUCACUUGUGAAAAGCAGCAAUUUCCAUGAUUCGGGAAAGCCCUUAAUGUAUAAGGAGGUUGAGAAGGACUUCCUAGCCACCUCAGAGCAUCAACAACAACAGACCACUCAUACUGGGGAGAAUAAAAUCACUGAGCAUGGGGUAGCUUCUCAGAGCAUGAAAAGUCAUCGCACCUGGGAAGAAUGUAAGAAAGCUGUUGGUCCCAAACACACACUUGUUCAGGACCAGGGUGUCCACACUGGAAGACAGUGUCUCAUGUGCCCUGAAUGUGGAAAAACAUUCAGGUACAAAUCCUCACUUACAAUUCAUCAGAGAGUCCAUACUUCUGACAGGCUUCAUGUGUGUCGUGACUGUGGAAAAUCCUUUAGGGGAAGCUCAACCCUCAGUCAGCAUCGAAGAAUUCAUGCUGGCCCAAGGCAGUGCAAAUGUAGCAAGUGUGGGAAAUCCUUUAGCCAAAAAUUUGUCCUCGUUCAUCCUCAGAGAAGUCAAACUGAUGAAAAUUGUUACGUGUGCCGUGUAUGCGCUCAGACUUUUAGCCAGAGCUCCAUCCUUACUCAACAACGUACGGUUCAUACUGGAGAAAUGAGUUAUGAGUGCACUGAAUGUGGGAAAUCUUUUAGACGAAAAUCUGAUCUCAUUGAACACUGGAGAGUACACACAGGAGAAAGGCCUUAUGAAUGUAGUGAAUGUGGAAAAUCUUUUACUUCUAGCUCUGCGCUCCGUUACCAUCAGAGAAUUCACACUGGAGAAAAACCUUAUAAAUGCAGUGAAUGUGGAAAGUCUUUUACCUCUAGCUCUGGCCUCCGUUAUCAUCAGAGAAUUCACACAGGAGAAAGACCAUAUGAGUGUAAUGAUUGUGGGAAAUCUUUUACCCAAAUAAAUCAUCUCAUUAUACACCGAAGAGUUCACACAGGAGAAAGGCCUUAUGAAUGCAGUGAAUGUGGGAAAUCUUUUAGCCACAAAUCUUACCUCUCUCAGCACCAGAGAGUUCACACGGGAGAAAGGCCUUAUGAAUGCAGUGAAUGUGGAAAAUCUUUUACCUCCGGCUCUGCCCUCUGUUAUCAUCAGAGAGUUCACACUGGAGAAAAACCUUAUGAGUGUAGCGAAUGUGGGAAAUCUUUUACCAAUGGACCGAUACUAAUUCGACACCGUAGAGUUCACACAGGAGAAAGGCCUUAUGAGUGCAGUGAAUGUGGGAAAUCCUUUACCCAAAGAAAUCACCUCAAUAUACACCAGAGAGUGCACACAGGAGAAAGGCCUUAUGAGUGCAGUGAGUGUGGAAAAUCCUUUACAUCUGGCUCUGCCCUCCGUUAUCAUCAGAAAGUGCACAUUGGAGAAAGGCCUUAUGAGUGCAGAGAAUGUGAGAAGUCUUUUACCUCUACCUCUGCCCUCCGUUGUCAUCAGAGAGUUCACACAGGAGAAAGGCCUUUUGACUGCAAUGAAUGUGGGAAAUCUUUUAGGGAUAGUUCCCAGCUGAGUCAACACCAGAGAGUUCACACUGGAGAAAAGCCUUAUGAAUGUAGUGAUUGUGGGAGAUCCUUUAGUCAGAAUUCAUACCUCUCUAAACACCGGAGAGUUCACACUGGAGAAAGGCCUUAUGAGUGCAGUGAGUGUGGGAAAUCUUUUACUUCUGUCUCUGCCCUUGGUUAUCAUCAGAGAGUUCACACUGGAGAAAGGCCUUAUGAGUGUAGUGAAUGUGGGAAAUCUUUUACCAAUAGCUCCAUACUGAUUCGACAUCGCAGAGUUCACACAGGUGAAAGGCCACACAAGUGCAGCGAAUGUGGGAAGUCCUUCACCCAAAGAAUUCACCUCAUUAUUCACCGGAGAGUUCACACAGGAGAAAGGCCUUUUGAGUGCAGUGAGUGUGGGAAAUCUUUUACCUCUCGUUCCACCCUACAUUAUCAUCAGAGAGUUCACACAGGAGAGAGGCCUUACGACUGCAGUGAAUGUGGGAAAUCUUUUAGCCGAAAAUCUAAUCUUUCUCAGCAUCGGAGAGUUCACACCGGCGAAAGGGCUUAGAUGGGUAGGAAAUGUAGUUUCCUUGUUCAGUGUAAUGAUACCAGAGGAAACCCUUUGUGAGGCACCAUUUGUCUGAAUUCAGUCUUCUACAUCCAAGUGCCAAUAGCAGAGAGAUUUCCCUUAAGUUUCAGUUAUGUGGAAGCACGUGUGCCUAUAUUGCAUUUUCUAAACUGCCCAGGGCUCUUUCCAGAAUUAUGUCGCUGCCAGUCUGUGGCCAAAGCUGUGUACUUCUACCACCUGGCAAGUCUCCACAACGUGCAUCAGUCAUCACCCCACUGUGCUCAGGGAAGCUGACCUCUGUUCUCAUUUGUUGGAGGAAAUUAGGAAUAACCUGAGUCCUUAGGGGGACCUUGACUUUUUUCUGACUAACUGGCAUGGACCCGACCCACGUAGUCCUGGAGAACACUGUACGAGUGUAGCUGACAGAAAAGGACCACCCUUUGCAGGGAUAUGGUCUCUUGAGAUCUUUGUGAUUAAUUUUUCCAGCUUCCAAGUCACUUAACUCAAGAACUGCUAGCCCCUCUUGCUUUGGCUUGUGCAAUAACAAGUCUUUGCUAUUUAAGUCAUCUUUGAUCUUGGCUGUUCUACUUACCAUGUAUAGUGGUUUAUAAACAUUUUGAAGUCUGCAAGCAUGAAGGGGUGGACAUCUUUCAUUGGGGUGGGUCUUGAACUUUCUGUACCUCAAGGGGACAGUAACAGUGGCAGAAAUAGCUUACCAGUUUUUGCCAAAUUUGUACUGCCCAUGGCCUCCUAGGAAACACUGCAGGGUUUUCUGGUCCUCAUUUGAGACACGAUGCUGUGAGUUUGGGGAGUCUCAGAGGUCACGCCGAGGAGGAUCAGGUGUGAGAACCUCACGUGCUUCUGGGAGCAGCAUGAAUUUUUUCCUUUGUUCACAGAGGAUAUCACGGGGGAUGUCAGCACUGUUGCGGGGAACCUCUUCCCCAGGUCCUGCAAAGAGCCAUGUGCCCUGACAUCCAGGUUUCUGUAGGUGAUGGUCAUUGGUUGUAUGGCUGUAAGGUUGAGGGGAAACUGAACUGCUGCAAUAACAUUGGCUUCAUAGGGAGGGGAGGAGGCCACAGCCAACCAGAUGGAGUGUGCCUCCUCUAAAAGCGUGCCCGCAAACACAUCUGUGCCAGGGACUGCAGAGCUGGAGUGCAUGCCAGUCCGUGGACCUCCAGGUGUAGUUACCUUGUGUAGCUUAUGUCAUGGUCAUUGGAAGUAAUGGAAAGGUUUUUUGGAUUCCUGUAACCUCUCAGCGAUGUUCACCUUAAGAUCAUUGCUGAUAGGCAGAAAACAGAUUGAGAAAAUGGAGAUCUGUAGUCCGGGGAUGUGGCUUUUGUGACCCAGCCAACAGUCCUUUAGACGCUGGUGGAAAGCCCUUCAUUGGUCACUACAUUUGCUCUCACUGAGCAAAACUGGCCUCCACGGAGCAAGAAUGUGCAGUGAAUGUAGGGUUGCAAAACCUGUUUUCCAAAAAGAGUUGGGCACAGAUUUUUUAUUUUGAAUCAUUUUUGAAAAGCUUUAUUAAGGUAUAAUUUACAUGUAAUAAACUGUAUAUACUGGAAAUGUAAGUUUUGACAUACUUAUGAACCUGGAACAUCACAGUCAUGAUAGUGAUCAUGUGUCAUUGCAUAUUUACCUCGUAUCUUCAUAAUCUCUCUACCUGCCUUCCCAGCCCUCCGAGUCAUCAUUGAUUUGCUUUCCAUUAUAAUAGAAAACUUAAUUUUCUAUAAUUUUAUAUAGUAGGAGUCAAAGUUUUUUUUCCUACUUUUAUGUUGCAUAAAGAAUUGUAGAUGCGGGGCGCCUGGGUGGCUCAGUGGGUUAAGCCUCUGCCUUCGGCUCAGGUCAUGAUCCCAGGGGCCUGGGAUCGAGUCCCGCAUGGGGCUCUCUGCUCAGCGGGGAGCCUGCUUCUCCUCAUCUCUCUCUCUGUCUGUCUCUCUGCCUAUUUGUGAUCUCUCUCUCUGUCAAAUAAAUAAAUAAAAUCUUUAAAAAAAAAAAAAGAAUUGUAGAUGCAUCAGUGAUAUAUAAGUAACUCGUUUCUUUGUUUUUGUUUUUUGGCUGAGAAAUAUUCUGAUCUUUGAAGAUAGCACUAUUAGUUUACCCAUUAGUUUAUAGACAUUUGGGUAUUUCUAAUUUUUGCCUAUGGAAAAUAAAGUUGAUACAAACAUUUGUGUGUAAUUAUAUUGAUACGUGUUUCACUUACCUUUAGUCAGUAACUCAGAGUGGAAAGUCUCAGUCUUAGGGUAAAUAAAUGUUCAACUUAAAGAAAUUAGCAAACUGUGAUCUAAAUUAUUACACCUUUUUGUAUUCUUGCCAGCAGUGUAUGAGAGUUGCAUUUCCUUCACAUCUUAGUGAAUGGUUUAGUUUGGUCAGUUUUUAAUUUUAACUCUUUAUAAGUGUGUAGUGCUGUUUAGUGUUUUAACUGAAUUUUGCUAAGGAGUCAUGAUGAGCCUUUUUUUCAGAUGUGCGUUUACUAUCUAUAUUUUUGCUAAAAUGUCUGUUCGUAUCUUCUGCCUAUUCUGUGAAUUUUCAUUCUCUUUUUAUAAAAGGAUGUGAAACAACAAAGAUGUAUGUUGGGAUUUCAUUCAUUUUGUGGCUUUUUUACUUUGUGGAAUCAUUUUUAAUACUGGAAGUAUAUGUUCUCAUUGUUUUCAGUUUUUUUAUGCUAUGCAUAAUGUAAUGGACACAUACACACUUUUAAUUUUAAUCUACAUUAUUGACGUCUUUGCUUUCUGAGGUCCAGACAUUUAAUAAUACAAUAAACCCUCACUUUGUAGUGUG